GGAGGCUCGAAGAGACCGGCGGUUUCCCUUCCCCCCCCCUUCCCCCGUUUUCGGGACCUCCUGAGUCCACAGGAAAGGAAAUGGAGCGGGAGUGACGCCGCCACGGGACCUCCCGACCCCUCCCUUCCCCCUUUUCCCCCACAGCGGACAAGCCACGGCCUUGGGGGGGGAGGCCGGCAAGCCACGUCUUGAGUGCCGGACUGGCGGUUUCUUAUCCCGUCUAAGGCUCGCUUAGCAGUUGAUGCAGAAAAUAAAGAGGGCUCGGCUGGAAAACGAAAGCACAGGAAGUUGGAGAAGUUCCUUGACCAGUUCUGGAGGAAGGCUGAAGAUGACAGCGGUGGACGCUCUGCCCGACAGCGCCGAGGCCGUCGAGAUGGAGGACGCCUCCACGUCCCAGUUCCAGGUGGAGAAACACUCGUGGGAGGGGCUGCGUGACAUCAUUCACGGCAGCCGGAAGUACACGGGAAUGAUCGUGAAUAAGGCCCCCCACGACUUCCAGUUCGUCCGUAAGACGGAAGAAUCGAGCCCUCACUCCCACCGGCUGUAUUACCUGGGAAUGCCAUACGGAAGCCGGGAAAAUUCUCUCCUGUACUCGGAGAUUCCCAAAAAGGUACGAAAGGAAGCCCUCCUGCUGUUGUCGUGGAAACAGAUGCUGGAUCAUUUCCAGGCAACUCCGCACCACGGGAUGUACUCCAGGGAGGAAGAGCUGCUGAGGGAACGGAAGCGCCUCGGCGUCUUCGGCAUCACCUCCUAUGACUUCCACCGAGAGAGCGGCCUCUUCCUCUUCCAGGCCAGCAACAGCCUCUUCUACUGUCGAGACGGAGGCCAAAAUGGCUUCAUGAUCUCUCCGAUGAAGCCGCUGGAAAUCCAGACGCAGUGCUCGGGGCCGAGGAUGGACCCCAAAAUCUGCUCGGCGGACCCUUCCUUCUUCUCGUUCAUCAACAACAAUGACCUGUGGGUGGCGAACAUCGAGACGGGGGAAGAACGGCGCCUGACCUUCUGCCAGAAAGGUUUAUCCAGCGUGUUGGACGAUCCCAAGUCAGCCGGUGUGGCCACUUUCGUCAUCCAGGAAGAAUUUGAUCGCUUUACAGGGUACUGGUGGUGUCCAAUGUCUUGCCAAGAAG
This is a messenger RNA of Pseudonaja textilis, 1124 nucleotides long. The record is from RefSeq and is a predicted model, not a curated record. Lineage: Eukaryota; Metazoa; Chordata; Lepidosauria; Squamata; Elapidae.